Messenger RNA from Penaeus vannamei (Pacific white shrimp), 4240 nucleotides. Lineage: Eukaryota; Metazoa; Arthropoda; Malacostraca; Decapoda; Penaeidae. The record is from RefSeq and is a predicted model, not a curated record.
ACCGAGGGGAGAGGACACAUCGCUUUCGCUCCAGGACUCGGCACCUCCUCCUCGCAUCUCCUCCAGCAAUCUAACUUGUGUGGGUUACCUGGCUAUGUUACCCGUGUUAAACCAAGGACAGCUAUAGUGGUAGUGGGUGUAGAGCCAGUGGGCGGUGAGAGUGGGCCAAGGGGGAAUAGUGGUUAGUGGUGAAUAAAGAAAAUGUCCCGAAUCAAGCUUCGAUUCCUGAGACAUUUGGUGAUACAGAUGUGUUUCGCUCUGGCAAUGAUCGUCACCGGCUGCGUCGCCAACCCGGACGCCAAGAGACUUUACGACGACCUCCUGAGUAACUACAACCGCCUCAUAAGACCCGUUUCGAACAACUCGGAGAAGCUCACCGUAAAGCUGGGGCUCAAGCUCUCCCAGCUCAUCGAUGUGAACUGGCACGACUACAAGCUGCGUUGGAAUCCCGAUGACUACGGAGGCGUGGAGAUGCUCUACGUCCCCUCGGAGCACAUCUGGCUGCCCGAUAUUGUGCUCUACAACAACGCCGACGGGAACUACGAAGUGACGCUGAUGACGAAGGCGACGCUGAAGUACACCGGCGAGGUCGUCUGGAAACCCCCGGCGAUCUACAAGUCGUCCUGUGAGAUCGACGUCGAGUGGUUUCCGUUCGACGAGCAGUCCUGCAACAUGAAGUUCGGGUCGUGGACUUAUAACGGAUUGCAGGUCGACCUGAAACACAUAGAGCAGGUCAAGGGCAGCAACAUCGUCCCCAUCGGCAUCAACCUGAGGGAGUUCUACAUGUCCGUGGAGUGGGACAUCCUGGAAGUCCCAGCCAAGAGGAACCAGGAGUAUUUCCCGGGCGCUCCCGAGCCCUACCCAGACAUCACCUUCAACCUGACGAUGAGACGCAAGACCCUGUUCUACACCGUCAACCUCAUCAUCCCCUGCGUCGGCAUCUCGUUCCUCACGGUCCUCGUCUUCUACCUGCCGUCGGAUUCGGGAGAGAAGGUGACUCUGUGUAUCUCCAUCCUGCUCUCCCUCACCGUGUUCUUCCUCCUGCUGGCGGAGAUCAUCCCCCCCACCUCCCUCGCCGUGCCGCUGCUGGGGAAGUACCUGCUCUUCACCAUGAUCCUCGUCACCCUCUCCAUCUGCGUCACCGUCGGCGUGCUCAACGUGCACUUCAGUGAUCCUUACAGCGAGACGUUCGUGGAAAUCCGUGGAGAGCGAGGCAGUCUCGGAGGAGGAGGCGGAGGCGGAGGAGGAGGCGGCGGAGGAGGCAACGGCGGAUAUAAGUUCAGCGAGGAUUUCCUCUCGUCACACGCCACAGGGAAGUGCGACCUGGGCGGCUGCCACCUGCACAACCAGAGGACCUACUCCCCCGAGAUCCAGAAGGCCAUCGAGGGCGUCCAGUUCAUCGCUCAACACAUCAAGGACGCCGACAGAGACAACGAGGUGAUCCAAGACUGGAAGUACGUGGCCAUGGUGCUCGAUAGACUUUUCCUGUGGGUGUUCACCAUUGCGUGUGUGGUUGGAACGUGCGGCAUCAUAUUCCAGGCUCCUUCGCUGUAUGACACGAGGAGUCCUAUCGACCAAAUGUACUCUGAGAUCGGGACUGCUAGCUCGACGCUGUAAACAACCGCCACGGAAGCUAUCCUUCAGACGUACUUCCUUUUAAUCCGUGUGCAUCUGUGUCUGCGUAGGGUGUGUGUGUACGUGGAUCCGUGGAGGGAGUUUGUGUACGUGUGGGGGAGUGUUUGUGUUCCGUUUGUGUACGUGUGUUACGUGUAAAUAUAUUUUUUUCCUUCCUGUCUUCUACUUCUCCAUGUAUAUUCGGUAAAUUUCGUCGUUACUAAUGUGAGAACUCGUCAACUGUGAGAAAGUUUCAAUCAUUUUUGUUUCUUGUCGUUUGCUUUCUUAGAAAAAAAACAAAAACAAAGAUGUCUAUCGUGCGAGACUAAUGAAGAGUUUACGUGUAAUAAUUAGUCUUCAUUUUAAGUAUUUUUUUUUCUUUCUUUUUUUGUCUUUACUACAAAUAUAGUAGAUUUGGCUUAGUGUAGGUCGUGCAUCUUUCUUUCGAAUUCUAGAAGUUACUUGGCGAGCUGAGCAAAUCUCGCUUCUGGACUCGAGAGAUUAGGCGAGAGAGGUCAAACGAGGCCAAUCGAGGCGUGGAACCUUAAAAGACAAAUCAAGCAACUGUCAGAGAGAUCAUGCAAUCGUUAGAUCAUGUAAUUGUCAGAUAGAUCAUACGAUUGUCAGAUAAAUCAUACAAUUGUCAGAUAAAUCAUGUGUCAGAUAAAUCAUACGAUUGUCAGAUAAAUCAUACGAUUGUCACACAGAUCAUGCGAUUGUCAGACUGAUUAUGCAGUUGUCAGACAGAGCAGUUAUUGGAAAGAUCAUGAAAGAUCUGGCUAUGCAACUGCCAGGCUGAUCAUGCAGUUUUCCUGAUAACUGACAGCUGACAGGUCUUUGGAUGAAAAUGAUAAAAAAAGGCUUCAAAAUGGCAGGGGUAUCAGUCAGAAUUAAAAACUGAAGGAUCUAAAGAAUUUUCAAUGAUAUUAUUUACUUAGGAAAUGAAAACAAAGACGUUUCUUAUUUUUCUUGCCAUGAAUUAGGCAGUUUUUUUUUCUUUUUUUUUUAAGGCCCUGUAAACCUACAGGUUACUUGUUGAUGUAAGGUCAUGGGGUCAUACAAAUCGCAAAUUUCAAUCGUCUAGGCCCCCUCGUAUUGCUUGACCUAGUUUUAAACGCGGUUGUCCUUUUUUUUAAUGAAAUUUUAAGAUUGAAGAGAUUUGAUAUUUGAAAAACAAAAAAUGAAGUUUGGCAUUUUUUUUUAAGUGGCCAUAAUGAAAUUAAGAAAAAGAAAGAUUAGUUCAGGUAAAAAAAAAAUGAUACCAAACAUUAUUCAAGAAAGAAACGGAAACAAAAUCAAAGAUAAAUAUGCAUAUAUACACUAAUUUUCCCAAAAUUUGAUCACAGACUUCAAAUCAUAAAGUGAUAUUUUGUGGGGCAUUCUAGGAAUCAUUAUGACUCUUCAAUUCAACAUUGAAAUACACUUGAAACAUGAUGGAGAUACACAUAGAAUAAGAAUAUAUUUUUAUCAUCUUUUCUUGGAUAAACUGAAGUUGUUCAGCCUAUUACACAAUGUCGUAUGAAAGUCCAGAAGGCGGAAAUGAUUCUCAAAUGCCGUUUUCUAUUUUUGCCUUGUUUUAUCGGGCACUUAGAAAAAAAAAUCUUUAUGGACGUGUUGAUAGUGUUAAUACUCUAUAUACGUUAAGUCUUUUAACAGUUCGUCGUGAAAUCAUUAUGCUUUUUUUUUACUCUCUUUCUUUUCUUUUGUGUGUGUGAAAUUUUUUCUGCCAAUCAGGAUUGUGCUUCGUGUUUCCCGCCUUUUUUUUAUCUCGUGUUUCCCGCCAUUUUUUUUUUUCUUAUUUUUUCUCGUGUUUCCCGCCAUUUUUUUUUUCUCUCGUGUUUCCCGCCAUUUUUUCCCCGUGACGUCACUCGGCUUGCGCUUCUUGACAACUUUUUAAGCCCUGUGUAUGUUAAAUAGUAUGGAUCUAGGAACUAAUGUUUAGUGUUUAAGAAGUCAAUUUUUACGUAUUUCUAAGACGUAUUGCGUGCACAUGAUUACCGACAAGGAGUCUUAACAUUUGUUCAAUCGGUGGAGACGUGUUGGAAUUUUUGACCCGAAAUGAAAAAAAGAAAAAAAAAAUCCUUUGCAAUGAAGGAAGGUUUAUCCGUUUGUGGGAGCGCAUGGUUUUAAUACUUAUGAUGUGUAUCUUCGGCUCAAAUACAAUACAAACGUAUAAUUAUGUACAUAAUGAAGUUAGUGUUAGACAAUUUUGAAUAUUUCCAAACCAAGAAUAUAUUUCUUUUUCUUCUCCAUCAAUGUCAUUUGUAACCACUUACCCACAAUAGAAAAAAAACUGUCAGUAUUUUGUUUCACAGAUUUAUGUGAAACUUUUUUGUUUCUCACUACACUGAGAUUCACGUGAAACUUUUUUGUUUCUCACUACACUGAGAUUUAUGUGAAUUUUUUUCAGUCAGGAGAAACGCUUUUACUCUGACAAUCCAAUCCUGUUCUGACUUCAAUUAAUUAUAUUUGCUCCAAUGAAGUCUUUGUUAAGUCCUUUACUGUUUCUAUUUCGGUAAAUGCUGACAAUGUCAUUCUGACUUUUCAUUUGUUCUCCGGGUUUUCAAUAUUUCUCUUUAUUUUUCCUUAACUCUCUCUCUCUCUCUCUCUCUUUCUUUCUUUCUCU